UGUCUCAUCGCCUACGCUUAUCCUAUGUGCUGAUUGGUCUGCUCGGCUGUCCUCGUCCCGUGAUUGGCAAACUUCGCGAUCUUAGGGCGGGGUCCAACCAACGAGGGAUAGUAGUGAUGCAGGAGGCGGAGCAUGCAGCGUGUUUCCGGUAAGAACAGGCCAAGACAACAGUAACAUUAAAACCAUAGACUGGAAAAUUCAAGAAAUUCUUACGGUCUUUUUGUUCACCGGUUUUGGAAGCUGACGGCAUAGUAGCUCGACCAACAGAAAUCAACUGAGCGUCGGGCUUUGAGGUUGUAUUUCACACGGCAAUGGAAGCCGAGUUUCGAGAAAUCGAUGAAUCCGGGAAUUGGAACGCCAUUUACCAGGAAAUCCGGCAGCAGUCGAGUGAGCUGCCCUGUCGGGUGGCAAAACUCCAGGAGAACAAGAGCAGGAACCGCUACAGAGAUGUCAGCCCAUUCGACCACAGCAGGAUCCGUCUCCAGCAGGGUUCCAAUGACUACAUCAACGCCAGUCUCAUAGCCAUGGAGGAGGCACAGAGAAGCUACAUCCUAACUCAGGGCCCGCUGCCCAACACGUGCGGUCACUUCUGGGAGAUGGUGUGGGAGCAGCGCUCUCGAGGAGUCGUCAUGCUCAACCGCGUCAUCGAGAAGGGCUCGAUAAAGUGUGCGCAGUACUGGCCAGAGCGGGAGGAGAGGGAGGCUGUGUUUGAGGACACACACUUCAGGCUCACGCUGGUCUCUGAAGACAUCAAGUCUUAUUACACUGUACGCCAGCUGGAGCUGGAGAACCUAGAGACUCAGGAGACACGUGAGAUUCUUCACUUCCACUACACCACCUGGCCGGACUUUGGCGUUCCCGAGUCUCCGGCGUCGUUCCUCAACUUCCUGUUUAAGGUGCGGGAGUCGGGCUGCCUGGGGCCGGACCAGGGCCCCGUGGUCGUCCACUGCAGCGCCGGCAUCGGACGCUCCGGAACAUUCUGCCUCGUGGACACUUGCCUCUUACUGAUGUCGUUCCGGAAGGAUCCGUCGUCGGUGUGUAUCCGUGACGUGCUGCUGGACAUGCGUCGGGGCAGGAUGGGUCUGAUCCAGACGGCCGACCAGCUGCGCUUCUCCUACCUCGCCGUCAUCGAGGGCGCCAAGAGCAUCAUGGGCGACACCUCCAUACAGGAGUCCUGGAAAGAGUUGUCCAAUGAGGAAGAUGUGCCUCCUGAAUUCAUACCCCCCCCUCCAUGGGAGUCAAAGGAUGACCAGAACGGCUCACAUGAACACAUUCAUGCAAUCAG
Sardina pilchardus (European sardine) is the source of this 1285-nucleotide messenger RNA. It is a transcript of the gene ptpn1, whose product is annotated as protein tyrosine phosphatase non-receptor type 1. Lineage: Eukaryota; Metazoa; Chordata; Actinopteri; Clupeiformes; Clupeidae. Gene Ontology annotation, molecular function: non-membrane spanning protein tyrosine phosphatase activity; protein kinase binding. The record is from RefSeq and is a predicted model, not a curated record. Gene Ontology annotation, biological process: negative regulation of ERK1 and ERK2 cascade; peptidyl-tyrosine dephosphorylation; negative regulation of PERK-mediated unfolded protein response. Gene Ontology annotation, cellular component: endoplasmic reticulum; early endosome; cytoplasm.